This is a messenger RNA of Stomoxys calcitrans (stable fly), 1556 nucleotides long. It is a transcript of the gene mats, whose product is annotated as MOB kinase activator-like 1. The coding region runs from base 432 to 1091 and encodes 219 amino acids. Gene Ontology annotation, cellular component: cytoplasm; nucleus. Gene Ontology annotation, biological process: hippo signaling; positive regulation of protein phosphorylation. Lineage: Eukaryota; Metazoa; Arthropoda; Insecta; Diptera; Muscidae. The transcript is spliced from 3 exons. The record is from RefSeq and is a predicted model, not a curated record. Gene Ontology annotation, molecular function: protein kinase activator activity.
AGUCGACUUUUAGAUCCCUAAUUCAACGCGACGGACGGAUUUUUUAUCUCACGAUUUUAGAUUAUUAGAUUAUUUAUUAAACUUGUAUUACUAGAGAAAAGCCCAAAAAUUUUAUUACUCCAGAAGUGACCUAAUACCUAUUCUAAAUUACAUAUUUAAAAACAUAAAAUAAGAAAGCCUAAUAUCGAAGACUAAAAGAAUCAUUCGUCACAUCAGCUAAAAAUAAAAUUAACGUCUGCAAAAAAAUACACUGUCAUCAGCAAUUGCGGAUGCUUGCUGCUGGUCUGUGGGGGCUUGCGGUUCCGUAGUUUAAUAUACUUGUUGUUUUUGAUCUCCAGGCAGCCAGUCAGCCACUAUUAUUCAUAUAUAAGGAAAUCUGAAUUUCAGAGAACAUUUCUUUAGAGGAAGUCGGAAGCAACAAAUUCAAAGAAAUGGAGUUUUUGUUUGGCUCGCGAUCAAGUAAAACAUUUAAACCCAAAAAGAAUAUACCCGAAGGUACACAUCAAUAUGAUCUCAUGAAACAUGCUGCAGCCACACUAGGAUCGGGUAAUUUACGAAAUGCGGUGGCUCUUCCCGAUGGCGAAGACUUAAAUGAAUGGGUUGCCGUAAAUACUGUGGAUUUCUUUAACCAAAUCAACAUGUUAUAUGGCACAAUUACCGAAUUUUGCACCGAAGAAAGCUGUGGCAUUAUGUCAGCCGGUCCCAAAUAUGAAUAUCAUUGGGCCGAUGGCUUUACCGUGAAGAAGCCCAUAAAAUGUAGUGCCCCCAAAUACAUUGAUUAUCUGAUGACCUGGGUGCAGGAUCAAUUGGACGAUGAAACAUUAUUCCCCUCAAAAAUCGGAAUACCAUUUCCCAAGAAUUUCCUCAGCAAUGCCAAGACUAUACUGAAGCGUUUAUUCCGCGUCUAUGCUCACAUUUACCAUCAGCAUUUCUCAGAGGUGGUGACCUUGGGCGAGGAGGCCCAUCUGAAUACAUCGUUUAAGCAUUUCAUCUUCUUUGUGCAAGAAUUCAAUCUAAUUGACCGCCGCGAAUUGGCACCCUUGCAAGAACUCAUUGACAAGUUGACGGCUAAAGAUGAACGGCAGAUAUAGGAUUCGUUGCAACUGGGAUCCACAUCCCAUGGUAUGGAGUUUUGAGUGUAAAAGAACUUGCUUCUUUUUUUCUUGAAUUUUUUGAUUUUUUUUAUUAUAAAAAAUUCGUAUUAUGAUUUGCGCGCAAAUUCAGUUCUUUUUUUGUAUUAAUGUGUUUAUGAUAUAUAAAUAAGUAAAUGUAUAACAAGUAUUUUCAGUUUACAUUUUUGCAAGAAUCAAAAAAAAACCAAAAGAAGCCACCGAUGACCAUGAAGAAACAAUCAACACAAAAUUUUGUACAGAAAACAAAGAAAAUUCAGCACACAAAACAUGUUAAAUUUUAAAUUUAGAAAAACAACAACAGGAAAUUUAUUUAAGCACAAUCAUUGGAUGAUCGAUCAUUUGAGUUUGUAACAAACAUUACUUGAUACACAUAACUACAAACAAACACACACUGAAUAAACUAUUAGUUAUAAUUAUUUAUAA